AUGUCUGAAGAAACUAGGAAAGGCCUCAAGAGGAGGUGUAUAUCGCUUGAAAAUAAAAUUGAAAUUAUAAAUCGGUUAAAAGAUGGUGAAAAAUUAUCGGCUAUUGCCAAAUCAACAAAUUUAAAUGAAUCAACCAUUCGAACCAUAAAUAAAAAUGCAGAUCAUAUAAGGAAAACUGUGGCAGAUGGGUGUCCUUCAGUUGCAAAACGUGUCACUCGCACGCGACCAUCUAUUAUGGUGAGAAUGGAACGAGGAUUGAUGAUUUGGUUAGAAGAUUGUAUAGCUAAAAGAAUUCCUAUAAGUGGAAAUCUUAUAAAACAGAAAGCUCUUAAAAUUUAUAAUCACUUAAAGAAUAACGGACCUUCACUACAUAACCAUUCGUUUGCCGCGAGUAAAGGAUGGUUUGACAAAUUUAAAAAACGGCAUGCCUUGCAUAAUAUAAAAUUUCAAGGCGAACAGGCAUCAGCAGAUUCAGAGGCUGCCGAAAAUUUUAAGCUGAAACUUGCUAGAAUUAUUAAUGAGGGAGGUUAUUCACCUGAGCAGAUAUUCAAUGCUGAUGAGACGGCUUUGUAUUGGAAAAAACUUCCAUCAAGGACUUUUAUUUCCAAAGAUCAAAGGCGUGCUCAGGGGUUUAAACUUUCCAAACAACGAAUUACUCUUCAUCUGUGCAGCAAUCUAUCCGGGAACAUGAUUAUGAAACCGAUGAUAAUAAAUUCUUCUUCAACUCCGCGUGCACUAAAAAACAUGAAUAAGACACGAUUGCCUGUAUUCUGGCGAUCAAAUAAGAAGGCCUGGAUGAGUCAAGAUUUAUUUAAGGAUUGGUUCUAUAAUUGUUUCAUCCCGGCUGUGGAAAUCUAUAUGAUAGAAAAAAAUUUGCAUUUUAAAGUUAUAUUGCUUCUUGACAACGCUGGUUGCCACAAUAUACAGCUAGACCAUCCAAAUGUGAAAAUAGUCUUUCUUCCUCCUAACUGCACAUCAUUAAUACAACCUUUGGAUCAAGGAAUUAUUCAAACUUUAAAAAUGUACUACACACGUCGAUUUUUUCAAACAAUUUUUGACAGACUAGAAAAUAGUAAUAAAACUCUUAUUGAAGUGUGGACUGAAUUUUCUAUUUUAGAUUGUAUUACAGCUUUAUCGUCGGUUUGCGAGGAAAUUAAACCAUCAACGCUUAACUCGUGUUGGAAGCCUCUUUUACCUGAAAUAGUUCACACAAUGCAAGAUGAUUCUACAAUUUCACUCCCAGCUGCAGAAAUAAUAAAUAUGGCUUCCCGCUUAUGCGAUGACGCCUUUGAAGUAAAUAUCGACGACGUACGACAACUUGUUCUCGAGGAAGAAACUUUGGAUGAGGAGGAAUUGAUAGAAUUAAUUGAUGGGCCUGCCUCAAAUACAUUGGUAAAUGAAACAGAUGAAAUCGAAUGGAUUCCACAUCUCGAUAUACAAGAUGUAGAAAAAGGAUUUAAAUUGGCGAAAGAAUUGGAACUUCAUUUUAUUCAAGCAGAUAAUUCAACAAUGCGAAGUGCAAAAUUUAAAAGAGAGUUAAACAGUUGUUUAGCUCCCUAUAGAGAAGUUUUACAAGAAUUGAAAAAAUAA
Molecule: messenger RNA, 1590 nt
Organism: Ctenocephalides felis (cat flea)
Lineage: Eukaryota; Metazoa; Arthropoda; Insecta; Siphonaptera; Pulicidae
Product: tigger transposable element-derived protein 1-like
Exons: 1
Coding region: 1-1590 (529 amino acids)
Cellular component (GO): nucleus
Molecular function (GO): DNA binding
Source: RefSeq, a predicted model, not a curated record